CAGCCGGGCCUGCAGACCUGGGCCCAGCGCCCACCGGCACCUACCCUGGCCACAUCCAUGCCAAGCAGGUUCUCACUGGCGGCCUGGCUGGGUGCGGGGCUGCUGGGUCUCCAGAUGCUACAACAUGGAAGGGUCCCUCCAACUCCUGGCCUGCUUGGCAUGUGUGGUCCCGAUGGGAUCACUCGUGAGAACUAAAAGAGAUACUACCGGGAAUUUGCUCAACACUGAGGGGCACAGCGCGCCAGCGCAGCGCUGGUCCAUGCAGGUGCCGGCGGAGGUGAGCGCGACGGUGGGCGACGCGGCGGUGCUGCCCUGCACCUUCACGCACCCGCACCGCCACUACGACGGGCCGCUGACGGCCAUCUGGCGCGCGGGCGAACCCUACGCGGGCGCGCAGGUGUUCCGGUGCGCAGCGGCGCGCGGCAGCGAGCUCUGCCAGACCGCGCUGAGCCUGCACGGCCGCUUCCGCCUGCUGGGCAACCCGCGCCACAACGACCUGUCGCUGCGCGUCGAGCGCCUCGCACUGGCAGACGACGGCCGCUACUUCUGCCGAGUGGAGUUCUCCGGCGACAUCCACGACCGCUAUGAGAGUCGCCACGGCGUCCGGCUGCGCGUGACGGCCGCACCACGAAUCGUCAACAUCUCGGUGCUGCCGGGCCCGGCGCACGCCUUCCGCGCGCUCUGCACAGCCGAAGGGGAGCCGCCGCCUGCUCUCGCCUGGUCCGGCCCGGCCCUGGGCAACCGCUCCGCGGUGGUGCCUGGUCAGGGUCACGGCUACCAGGUGACCGCGGAGCUGUCCGCGCUGACCCACGAUGGCCGCUACACGUGUACCGCCGCCAAUAGCCUGGGCCGAGCGGAGGCCAGCGUCUACUUGUUCCGCUUCCGCGGCGCCACCGGGGCCUCGGCGACCGCGCUCCUGCUCAGCGCGCUGGGCUUCAAGGCUCUGCUGCUGCUCGGCUUUCUGGCCGCUCUCGCCACCCGCCGUCGGCUAGGUGGGUGUGCAGAAGACCCGGAGCACCUGGUCACCCAGGACACCCCUCCACGACCCCAGGCUCAAGAAUCCAAUUAUGAAAAUUUGAGCCAGAUGAACCCCCGGAGCCCACCAGCUGCCACGUGUUCCCCCUGAGGAGCCCCUCGGCACCAGCUUCAGUUUGCACACAGAGAAGUAAAGCCUAGCAUGAAGUUUGGUUCCCGGGUAGCCUCAGCUAGGUGACCUCUACUGGACAUCUCUGAGCCCGUGAUAUUUACGCUAGCGGAACAAGCAUUCUGAAAGAGUGUGUGUACACAGGAGCCUCAGCAGGAAACUUCCAGAAGAGUUCCCCUCAUCCUUUCUUACUAGGACAGGAAACUGGCAUAAGGUCUGGAGGCCCAGGCUUCAUCCUGCUCUGUUGCCAACCUGCUGUGUGGACCAGGACACUUUCUUCCACUCUCUGGGUCUCAAUGUAUCCACUAUUGAGCAGAAAAAACAACAUUCGUCCCCAUGUCUAUUGUGAGCUGAAGCCAUAAUGGAUGUGAAGGGCUCUGGAGAGUAUGAGGCUGUCUUGGGUAUGAGCCUUUGGAUGUGCGGAGCUCCUGGAUAAAUGUGGCACUCGCAGCAGCCUGUGGAAAACGAAGCACGCAAGAAAACAAGAAAAGCUGGGGGCAGUGUGUGCAAACUGUGGUCAGAGGAAGAGCAAAUUCUGGAAACCUGGUAGCAGGGAGAGACCUGGAGUUCCACCUUCUUCCGUCUCCACUGGGACUGUUCCGCACUCUCGCCCACCUCUUACCACAUCUGCCACACGGCACUGCCUUGAGCUGCGACCGUUAUCUCAACGCAUCUGGAAGCUUAUCUCAGGGACCGAAAGCUGGGAGCCUUAAGGACACUCUGGAUCCCGGUGAAUUAAGAAGCUACAGCAGCUGAUCCCAGCUACUCCAGAGGCUAAGGCAGGACCGCAAGUUCGAGGCCAGCCUAAACCUAGUGAAACUCUUUCAAAAUAAAAUUUUAAAAUGUAGAGCCUGCGGAUAGAGCUCAGCAGGAGAGCACUUGCCUACCAUGGUGAGGCCCCUGGUUCCAUUCCCAAUACCACGAAAGGAAAACCAACAAAAGCCCAGCUACAGCACUGACCUCUCUCCACAGCAUGCUUCCUCCUAGGAGGUGGGAAGUCCAAAAGCAAUAGCAGUUUUGUCCCAUCUGCCCCAAUUCAGCUGGAUAAUUUUGUGGGGGUGAGGGAAGGGUGCUGCCUUCCCUAUUUACACUUGAGUGUGAAUUUGUUGGUACUAUUAAGAGAGCAGGAGAGAGAUCCAGGUAAACUGGCAAGAGGAAGGGCCACAGGAUAGGGGACUAAAGAGGUCAUGAUGCUUCUCUGGGGAUAUGGCUUGAAGGUUGAGAGCAGCAGGUUACCAGGCCCCUUCCACACCAGAGCCUUUGCCAGGGCCAGUGGGUGAUGGCAGCUUAUGGUUAAGGUGGGAUCUAACCAGGAGCUGUCUUAACUAGUAAGAGGUCAUAAGAGUUAGCAUCUGUAUCUCCUUGCUCAGAGACGCUUUUAGGCACCUCCAAGUAAAGUCCUAUUAUCACCAGGGAAGAAGUU
Molecule: messenger RNA, 2567 nt
Organism: Sciurus carolinensis (gray squirrel)
Lineage: Eukaryota; Metazoa; Chordata; Mammalia; Rodentia; Sciuridae
Gene: Siglec15
Product: sialic acid binding Ig like lectin 15
Exons: 6
Coding region: 125-1126 (333 amino acids)
Biological process (GO): regulation of actin cytoskeleton organization; regulation of osteoclast development; regulation of bone resorption
Cellular component (GO): plasma membrane
Source: RefSeq, a predicted model, not a curated record